GUUCUUCUUGAGGAAGCCAAUUCAGAUCUGGUACUUGUUCUUCUUGAGGAUUCCAAUUCAGAUCUGGUACUUGUUCUUGAGGAAUGAAAUGUAAAUCUAGUUCUUCUUGAGGAGUCCAAUUCAUAUCUUGUUCUUGUUCUUCUUGAGGAAGCCAAUUUAAAUCUGGUUCUUCUUGUUCUUCUGGUUCUUCAAGUUCCCAAUCAUCAUCUUGCCGAGGACUCAUGUUGAGAUCAACACCAAACAUCAUCAUAGUGGGGGCGAUGACACAACCUGAGCUCACUGUGACACAAGAAGAAAGGUAAAUUUCAGCAUUCUAGCUUUCUUGCUGGGGGAGCUACAUCUGCUGCUAGGAAACUGGUUGCUCAAAAUGGGACUCUGAAGGCUAUUUGGCCUCACAGUGGCCACUAUCGCCCCACAGAGGAGAACUUCCAGGAGUUUAAAAGCUUCCUCAAUGACAACUUGGUUGAUCUCACUGAUGCACCUGAAGAAACUGGCUCUCUUCAGACAACUCAAGUCAUUCAAACAACAUCUACAGAGACAGAAAAACGUGAGGAACCAGUGGUGGCGCGCGAGAAGAUCCUUCAGAGGAGAUGGUGGUAGCAGCUGCACCCCUGUGGUAGCAUCAGCAUCUACAGAAGAACCAGUGGUAGCAUCAACAUCAACAUCAACAUCUACAGAUCGUUCAGAGGAUCGACAUCUAUAGAAGAACCUGUGGUAGCAGCUGCACCCCUGUGGCCACGAACCUUGCCGUGGAGAUGCAGGGACACCUUCCCACGCUACAGCAAGGAGGAGAGGAAGAUGGAGCCGCGGCGGAAGAUGGAGCUGCGGCGCCUGAGCCUGGCAGCGGCGGAAGAUGGAAUCGCGGCGCCUGAGCCUGGCAGCGGCGGAAGAUGGAGCCACGGCGCCUGAGCCUGGCAGCGGCGGAAGAUGGAGCCACGGCGCCUGAGCCUGGCAGAGGCAGAAGAUGGAGCCGCGGCGCCUGAUCCUGGCAGCGGCGGAGACGGAGCUCGAUGUGCUGGAGUCACCGGCGCUAUCUUGCUGCCGGAGACGGAGCUCGAGGUACUCGGAGGUGGGGAGCUCGAGGUGCUGGGUGCGGGAGCUCGAGGAGCUGACGCCGGCGACGGGGUCCUAGUGCUAGGGAUGGAGCUCGAGGUUCUGGCCGGCGGGAGAUCGAGGUUCUGGCCGGCGGACGGAGGUUCCGCGCGGUGGAUCGCGACGAGCGGACGGAGAACUGGGUACUGGAUUGUAAUGAUUUCAAAUUUCGGAAGGGCCUUAUUGUAAAAUUGAUUUGUUCACGAUUCCGCCUCCCCUGGAGUCAUCUAUUACCGAACGGAGGGAGUAUUAAAUUGCCAUCCUGGAUAAAACACUCACAUCUGCCAUAUGGGUCUGAGCACGGCAAGAUACUUGACACUAUUUUUGGACUGCACUGGUGGAACCAAAUUCUGUACACGUAUAUGAAAUGUACGCCCAACAACUAUAAGAAGGACGAUCCCCAAAGACUCAAGGUCCUUAAAUGGUCUAUCUUGAUGUUUGCGGAACCUCCGAGACUACGCUCUCAUCAAACAAGGGUCGGAUCAUUGAUCGGGAGUGCAGAGAAUGGAGAUAUUGGCAGUUCUGAAGAAGGAAUUCAUAACUGGAAGACUUUGAGUAAAGUAGGCUUUCGCUAUAAACUGAAGCCAGAAUAUACUCGCUCCAUGUAUGUGCUUGAUAAGCAUACGCAGUAUAAGCUUUUCUGCGAAAAGAAUAAGGAGUUUGUACCUUGGCCUAUUGCUGGGGCCGAUGGGGAGAUUUUGGUGUUCAAAUAUGAUGAAGUGCUGGUUCUACAUAUUAUUAAGAUUCAGCAGGACGCAGCCCUGGGUAGGAUAUGUGAACUUCUUGAGAAGCAGCCGUCUCCAAGAAGCGAUUGGAAGAAUCAUGUACACCCAAAGCUGCGUCGAAAUGUCCCUACCUACCUUAUCUUCAUCCUCACCCGCGGAGAGGAAUUCUCUGUUCGAGUAAGGGUGGCUGCUGGUCUUCUUCUGAAGAACAGCCUACAGAAGGAUUUUGGGAGAAUGGUUAUUGCUUCUCAAGAGUACGUCAAAUCUGAGCUGGUUAGUUGCAUAUGUGAAGUCAAUAAUACACUGAUUCAGUCCACUGCUAGAGCAGUAUCAAUAGCAAUUCUUAAGAUGAUUGGUGCUCCACAAUGGAAAGACUAUUCAAAGCUUUACAAGAUUGUAUGAAGAAUGGUGUUCUAAAUGAGAUGGAAGGUGCCAUGUUGAUGAUGUUAGAGAUUUGUGAGAGAGUUCCUCUACAGCUUGGUUGUAAUAAUCCUGGCCUGUUAGAACGAGCAAUCAAUUAUUUCUUCAGAAGAUGCCUUAAGAUGUUUGAGUCGUCGCAUGCGAGUCUUAGAAAAUUGGCAUUGGACUCUGUUAAUCGCUACAUUAUAGUAUUACCAAUAUUAUUGCGCAUGUACAUUGAUGACCGCUACCUUGAGGGCCUAUCCUACCUUCUUAAGCAAAAUGGGGCUGGAAUGAGAGAAACCAAAUGGAAGGAGAGGGAAGCUGCUGCUAAGUUUAUAGGCUCUAUAGGAGAGGUUCAUAUGCAUGAAGCACAUCCCCGUCUUCCAGAGGUUAUCAAUUUACUGAUUGGACUUCUUAAAGACGAAGCCCGUGCUGUAUCAACUGCUACUUGCAUGAGUCUACAUCAUUAUAGCAAGUUUAUUGUGCAGAGCCUUGGCCAUCCAAAUGGCUGUUUACAAUUUGAGGAUAUCCUAACAACUUUACAUGAAAGGAUAACAGAUAUUGACUAUGAUGUUGCGAGAGCUGCCAUUUCUGCAUUGGCGGUCUUUGAAGAGGAGGCUGCAACCCUUCAAAAGCUUAUUCAUCAGCUUAGCUCUGAGGAGGACCUGUUUCCACUCCUUUGCUGUUUUACAACUGUUGCAAAGAUAGUGUGCCCUGGGUUUUCUGAGCUGGCUUAUCCUGUGCUGCAUGGUUGUUUAAAUGUUAUCAAAUCUCAGUUAUUCGAAGAGGAUUCCUUACGCAAGACACAAAUCAUUUUCAAGUGUUUGCAUGUGCUGUCACUACUUGCACGAGGAGUUUCUGCUGAUAUAGGAGACUUGAUUACACCAAGCUUCUUGAGAGAGAUUCUUGUGCCAUGCUGCGAGUAUGAAGUAGCUCUUGUUCAAGAAGCUGCUCUGGUCUUGGCAGGGGAUCUUUCUGAGGUGAUUCAAAAUGAAGAGGCAGCCGAGGAGUUGCGUGCAAUUGUGGCCCGCUUCAGUCAGGCGGGGCCUGCUCGGUAGCAACAGAGGUGGUGGAGCUGCUCCUGAGAGCUGAUUUUUGGUAGUUUAUGUUUCCUCAAGCCAUCUUGUUUUCUUUCGAUGGGAAAACAGGGACAGGAAUGUACAAAAUUAGGUGGUGUGCCCAUCUGAAUGCAGCCUAAUUAGGAUGUGAUUUUAGUAUUGGGUUGCCUCAGAACGGAAAGAGCUUUAUGAAUGGUUACAAACUACGAAGUUGUUUAUGCUCUCCAGUGCAAAGUGCUACUUACUACCCUGCUUGACAUAUACUUGUACUACUACAAAUCGGUUGUAGAAAUUGCCCCCUCGUAUUGAAUGUUCUUCCCAA
Molecule: messenger RNA, 3599 nt
Organism: Triticum aestivum (bread wheat)
Lineage: Eukaryota; Viridiplantae; Streptophyta; Magnoliopsida; Poales; Poaceae
Product: transportin-1
Exons: 16
Coding region: 2183-3277 (364 amino acids)
Biological process (GO): protein import into nucleus
Source: RefSeq, a predicted model, not a curated record